This is a messenger RNA of Meleagris gallopavo (turkey), 549 nucleotides long. The record is from RefSeq and is a predicted model, not a curated record. Lineage: Eukaryota; Metazoa; Chordata; Aves; Galliformes; Phasianidae.
CCCACGUGCCAGCACCGAUCUGUGACCCACGGGCAAGGGUUGCACAGAGGCACCACUGAGAGCCACCAGGAGAAAACCACUGAGAGCCGCCGCAGGUCUGUGCACGUGGCGACGGGGACGUUGGUGCCAACCCAAUCGUUGGUGUCACCACCCACCCUCAGUGCCACCCCGUCUCCCCAUGGCGUCCCUUUGGGCCGUGCUGGUGCUGCUGGCUCUGGCUUCGGCGCAGGAAUCGCUGCUCAACAUCUGCAUGGAUGCCCAGCAUCACAAAUCCGAGCCGGGUCCCGAAGGACUGCUCUAUGGGCAGUGCGCCCUAUGGAAGGACAACGCUUGCUGCACGGCCAACACCAGCAUGGAGGCACAUCGGGACCAGUCCUACCUGUAUGGCUUUAACUGGGACCACUGCGGGGCCAUGGCGCAGCGCUGCAAGAGGCACUUCAUCCAGGACACGUGUCUGUAUGAGUGCUCCCCAAACCUGGGGCCGUGGAUCGACCAGGUGAGGGGAGGGGGCUUCGGGAGGCUUUGGGGAGUGGGAUUUGGGUAGGUGGG